AUGAAGAACGGAAAAGGUUCUCGUGGUCGCGCUGGUGGUUCGGACCGUGGGGGGAUUCGCAAGCGGGGUGCGGCCACCAAGGUCGAUCGAGAUGGAGAUCUUUCGAUGGAUGCAGGAUCUGCUCGGAACCGUGGCAAGAAGGCGCGCACGGAAACCGGCCGUGCUGGUGCGCCAGGAGGAGGAGGACGGCCCAGGGCCCUCGAUGCGAUUCAGAAAGCGAUCACCAGCAACUCGGACUCCCAGGCCAACAUUCGACAAGGCGGCCGCGGGGCUAGCUUGGAACAGGUCAUAGUCCGUGGAUGGAAACAGAGCAAGGCGGCGUCAAACCGCGACGGUGGUCUCGAGAGCCUUCUCACUUUCCUCGAAAAGAAACUCAACUCCCCCGACUCGAAAUCUGGACAACGCGCAAGGAUAACCAAGAACUGGCGAUCUUACCGACAUGAAUUCGCAACGUCGUUUCCUCUCCGGUCUAUUCUCGUUUUUUUUCAGGAAAUGGUACUCCAGGACGACGAUCGGCAUUUUUAUCUUCGGGCUUCUUUUGAAGGCGACGCCCUUGUAGCGUCUAUCCGACCGGAGCUGUUGGAAAGGAUGCUUCAGCUCGAUGGUUUUAGCUUUGCAGGCGCGCCGCUUACGAUCGAGAAGCGCGAUGAAAACGGGAUGACGGACCAGCCUCUGCUGUCUGAGAUCUCGCAAUCCGGUGGUAACCCUUCCACUGCCGACACCAAAUCCAAAAUGACCGCCAUCCUGGCCAAACGCUACUAUCAGGAACCGAAACUACUCGACCUCUCGAAGUUGGGUGGUGACCCGGAUCUCCUGGCGAUGGGAAUCUUCAACAGCACUUCGACCGAAUCGAAGUUUUUCCCGGCUCUGAUGAAAGUGUGGGAGAUGAAUUUCGACAACUCGUCGGCGCGGCGAGAGGCCGUCCAAAGUGUCAGUCUGGCUGACAAUCAACUUGCCAACAUCACCGUCGUUACCACUCUCGCCCAGUCGAUCCCGGACCUGAAGAAUCUCGAUCUUUCUAACAACAACUUCAAGGACGCGCAGUCUCUUAUCGGAUGGCGGUGGAAGUUUCGCAACCUGGAAUUCCUCGAUCUCACGGGGAAUCCUUUCAGCGCCGACCCGUCAUUCAAGGACACUAUGCUGAAGUGGUACCCGAAAUUGCGCGUGCUCAACAACUUGGAGGUCCGAACAGCGGAGGAAGUGGCCGCGCAGAAGAAGACUCCAAUUCCCGUCCAACCGCCUCAUUUCGUGGACGAGUCUCAGAUUGCAGAGAACUUUGUCAAGGCUUUCUUUGCGGGCUAUGACAACAACCGCAGUGAAAUCAUCAGCAGUGUUUACGACAACCGAUCUACCUUUUCUCUCAACGUCAACACCUCGGCCCCACGGGCCCAGCAAACCGAAACUGCCGGCUGGGAUGCCUAUAUCAAGAAGAGCCGAAAUCUCCUCAAGAUCAGCCAUCUCCCAGCUCGCAUGUCACGUGCUUAUACGGGAGCCGACAAGAUCCGCGAACUCUGGGACAGUCUGCCCCAAACCCGACACCCCGACAUCGCCACACACCCGGAACAAUGGCUUAUCGAAUGCUCGCCGAUCCCCGGCCUUCCGGAUUCUUCUGGACAGAGUCCGUUCGGCGUGGGAGGUUUCCUGAUCAUGGUCCACGGAAAGUUUGAUGAAAUGAACACCGGCAAGGUGGAGACUCGGAGCUUCGACAGAACCUUUAUUCUUGGACCCGGUGGAGGAAUGGGAGGAAUCAGGGUCAUCAGUGACGUUCUUUGUCUGCGAGCAUACGGUGGACACGAGGCAUGGGUGCCAGAAGGCCUACCGGUCCCUCAGCCUGCUCCGCCAGUUCAGCCCACGGCUCCCCCGGCUGUACCAGAAGGCUAUGGUGUGCCAGCUCCCACGAAGACGGAGGCUCAAGUGCAGCAGGAACAGCUGGUCAUGGGAAUGAGUGCCAAAACAAGGAUGACUUUGCAGUACUCGGAAAUGGCGCUAUCAGGAAAUGGCUGGAACAUGGAAGCUGCUCUGAAGAAUUUCGAGGAUCUCAAGACUCAGGGACAAUUGCCGCCCGAUGCUUUCCUUCCGGGAACUGCCUAGGCUUUUUUUUAUUUUCUUUGAUCCAAGCAUGAUACAAACAAUAGGUUGAAGUUUCUCGGAUGAUAUCUCGGGAAUUUAUCUAAAAAAGAGAAGGAAAACCGGAAAGAAAAAAAAGAAGAAGAAUUUACUUUGUAAUAAAUACCAUAUGUUUUCUUGCAUGGCUUAGGCGAAUGGCUAUUGGGAGGUUUAUCUUUGCUUGUUUUCUUUACUGUAUCUCAUCAGAGACCACGAUGAUUAUGUCCAUAUAGAGGGAG
Messenger RNA from Aspergillus steynii IBT 23096, 2345 nucleotides. RefSeq names its product mRNA export factor mexA. Gene Ontology annotation, cellular component: nucleus. Gene Ontology annotation, molecular function: RNA binding; protein binding. Lineage: Eukaryota; Fungi; Ascomycota; Eurotiomycetes; Eurotiales; Aspergillaceae. The coding region runs from base 1 to 2091 and encodes 696 amino acids. The transcript is spliced from 4 exons. The record is from RefSeq and is a predicted model, not a curated record. Gene Ontology annotation, biological process: poly(A)+ mRNA export from nucleus.